CUGUGUAAGGCUGACAUUUUAUUUCAACAUCUGUUGAACCUAAACUGACUUCAGUUUUGCUCUCGAAGUUGCUGUCAUGUCGGACAAACCGUCAGAAACCAGCGCCGCAGGAAAAAAACCGGCUCCCACGGCCGCAAUUCAAAAUCAAAGCCCGGGGAAAGCCGAGCCGGAAAAAGGAAAGCCAAUGGCAGUUUUGAGCGACGAAAUGAGGAUUCUUAAAGUUUUGUUAGGAUUUCUAAAAUAUGCCGGAGCAGCUCUAUUAAUUUGGUUUUUUGGAUGGUUUGGAUUUGGUUUCACGUGGAUUAUUAUUGGGUCACUAAUUUUUACGUUCUGGAUGAAAAAUCAAGAGAAGAAAACAAAGAAAAAGGCCAUUGCAAGGGAUGUGGCUGAACACGAGGAAACAGCAAUUGAAGCAAGGAUAGAUGAACUGCCUGCUUGGGUGUUCUUCCCAGAUGUCGAGAGGGCAGAAUGGCUAAACAAGAUGAUUGUCCAGCUUUGGCCCUACAUCAAUGACAUGGUCAUCAAGAUCUUAAAGGAGAAGGUUGAGCCAGAGAUUCAGAAAAAUGUCCCUGGUUUUUUGAGUUCUAUUUAUUUUGAUGAGCUCAAGCUUGGUGAUCAGCCACCACGCAUUGGAGGUAUCAAGACUUACACUCAGAAUGUCAAGCGCUCUGAGAUUGUUAUGGAUGUUGAUCUUAUAUAUGCAGGAAACUCGGACAUUAGACUAUCUGUCAAGGGGAUGUCUGUGGGUAUUGAAGACUUGCAGCUGCGUGGUACUCUAAGAGUAAUCUUGAGUCCACUCAUUCCUACAUCUCCAUUGGUGGGCGGGGUAUCAGUCUUCUUCCUCAACAGACCAGAUAUUGACUUUGACCUUACCAAUUUGUUGAAUAUUCUAGACAUUCCUGGUUUGAGUGACAUCAUAAGAGGAGCUAUAGAUGACGUAGUUGCAUCAUUUGUAGUCUUACCCAACAGGAUCACUGUCCCAUUAACUGAUAUUGACCCAUAUACUCUCAAAUUCCCUCUCCCUGACGGCGUACUUCGUAUCCACGUUAUCGAGGCUAAGGACCUUGUGAAGAAGGAUAUUGGUGUGUUUAAGAAAGGUUCCUCCGACCCAUAUGCAGUUAUUACAGUUGGAGCCCAGACGUUCAAGACUGAAACAAAAGAAGAGACUUUGAAUCCCAAAUGGGAUGAAGUUUUUGAGGUAUUUGUGGACAACAGCCAGGGGCAGAAGAUCAAGAUACAGUUGUUUGACAAAGAUAAAGCAUCAGAUGAUGAAUCUCUGGGAUCUGUUGAGGCAGAUAUUAGCACUGUGGUACAACAGGGAAGUGCCGAUCUUUGGCUUCCUCUCGAGAAUGUUGAAAGUGGACAAAUCAACCUGCGCUGUGUUUGGUAUACCUUUACCUCCAGCCCUGAUGACCUGUCACCCCCUGACAAAGCCAUCCAAGGAGAGGAAAUGUUGGGAACAGCAGCUUUGUUUGUGAAACUGGACUCUGCCAAGAACUUACCUGUAACCAAUCCUGCCCGUGGUACCACAAGUGCAUUCUGUAAGUUGACUGUUGGUAAUAGGACCCUUCAAAGCAAGACAAUCCAAGAUUCCAUCAGUCCGGUCUGGGAGGAGCCAUUCCGCUUUUCGAUUCAUGAUCCAAAGUAUCAAGAACUGGACAUUGAGGUAUUUGAUAGUGUGAAAGAGAAGAGUAUUGGUAAGCUUGAUCUUCCUCUUGAACGCUUGCUGAAAGAUGAAGACAUGAAGUUUGAACAGCCCUUCCCACUCAAGGAUUCUGGACACAACAGUACCUUGUCAUGCAGCCUUAUUCUCAAAGCAUUAGUUACCCGUGAGGAUGACACAUCUGAUGAAGAAGAUGGCGAAGAAGAAGAAGCUGGAAAAGAAACAUCUGAACUUAUCCCAACUAAAGAAGGAAAAGAUGAGAAAGGAGAGAAUACUGCAGUAAGGAGAAGAAAACCAGCUGCUCCAAAAGAGAAGAUCCAGAGGAACGUGACUGGUGACCUGCACUUCAGGAUACAGUACCUGUCCCAAGGAAGCAAAGUAGUAGUUGAUGAGAUGAAAGCCAGAGACUUGUUGCCUUGUGAUUCAGAUGGACUGGCUGAUCCUUACAUCAGGGCCUAUCUCCUGCCAGAAAGAGCUAAAAGUAGCAAGAGAAGGACUGAUGUUGCUAAAAACACUUUGACUCCUGCCUUUGAUGAAAGGUUUGAGUGGAUGAUCCCACAGGACAAACUCAAGGAUCAUUCCUUGCAGAUUUCUGUCAAGAAUGAUGUAGGGUUCUUCUCCAAGAGCAAGACCAACAUGGGGGAGGUGAUCCUUAACCUUGGUACAAUAGACCUCGUCAAGCCAACAUCUCAAUGGCACAUCCUGCGUGACCCCAUGAAAGAGGACUAAAUUGUGGAGAAUAAUCGGCAAAGGAUUAAAUGACCUGUAUGUGGAUAAUGAAUUGUCUGGUCCCUGGAAAUAGUCAGUCUUUACAAAGAAGUUUUGGACCCAUAACCUGUUUAAAGUGGAAGAAUGGUAAAAAAAGUGGAGCUACACCCUGGCAUCUCUCCUGAAGAAGAUAAAACUGGAUGAUAAUAAUUAAUAUAAUGCUAUAUUGUUUGUAAUUAAAGUUAAUGCAGCUCCAGUCCUUGCACACUCAAUAGUUUGUUCCAAUUGUAGUCGAGGUCAAAAGAGUAUAAAAUGGCAUGAAGUACCCCACACGUGCAGGAUGGAUUUUGAUGUUGUGUUCUAGAUUCAAAGCCUCUCUGCAAAGAUUGCAAAGGCAUUCUGAGUUGUCAGCAUUAUGCCAUCUGACUCUUUAGUUUGUAUGCUAGAGAAGCUCUAUUAGGUGGCCAACCUGUUGGCCAGUUGUCAAAGUCUCAAAAUAGAGUUUUUGCAUAAAUCAAUACAGUACCUCUCUCAGUCACCGGUGACCUCUAUUAAGACCUUAACUUAACAUUAAAAUGAUAAUCUUGUGCAAAACCACUUCAUACAUCAACAAAAUGAUAUUAGAAUAUUCUAUAACAACAGACCCAAAUUUAUCAUAACUUUAAAUUCAACAGUAUUUUGAAAACCAUUCAUGUUAUUGUGUUGAUUGAAUAGUGUUAAUGUAAUCAAAUAAAAUGCACACUGAAUUAUUAAUAGUUAUAUCAAUUUCAGACUAAAUAUUAAUAUAAAAUUCAGUUAGGAUAGUAAUUUAUGUCUUAGUAAGGGUUGCGUAUUGGUAUGUUUUAGUAGAUAAUGUAUUUUAAUUCACCAUCAUAGUAUUAGGCUACAGUUUGGAAUUAUAGUUGUUUACCAAUAAGUAUUGAACAGAACUUUAAAUUAACUACUUCUUGCACUAGACUCAAAUUUUAAAAUAAAUUCAAAUAUUCAAGAUGAGUAAA
Molecule: messenger RNA, 3369 nt
Organism: Actinia tenebrosa (Australian red waratah sea anemone)
Lineage: Eukaryota; Metazoa; Cnidaria; Anthozoa; Actiniaria; Actiniidae
Product: extended synaptotagmin-3
Biological process (GO): lipid transport
Cellular component (GO): endoplasmic reticulum membrane
Molecular function (GO): phosphatidylethanolamine binding; phosphatidylinositol binding; calcium ion binding
Source: RefSeq, a predicted model, not a curated record